Helobdella robusta is the source of this 2203-nucleotide messenger RNA. RefSeq lists its product as hypothetical. The transcript has 5 exons. NCBI's taxonomy places the organism in Eukaryota, Metazoa, Annelida, Clitellata, Rhynchobdellida, Glossiphoniidae. Gene Ontology annotation, molecular function: protein binding. Bases 1 to 1779 code for a protein of 592 amino acids. The record is from RefSeq and is a predicted model, not a curated record.
AUGAAAAAGAAAGGCGUUGAAUUGAACAAAAAUUGCAAAAUGGAGAAAGAUAAUGCUGUCGAUGAACCAGCAAAAAUGGUUUUAAUUUCCAACGAAGGCGGUCGCUACGAAGUUGCUAAAGAUUUAUUACUACAGUCCAGUGAUUAUUUUCAAGCCCUGGCAAACAGUGGAAUGAGAGAUGCAAACUUUAAAGAACUUACGUUGGAGUGUCUUUCCGACGCAUGUCUACAUGAAGUCGAACAUUUUUUAUCGAAUGUACAAAGCAACGAGGAUCAUUUUGGUGCCAGGGACUUGUGCUGCGUGGAAAAAGGUUUAGAGGGCUCACUCUAUCUUCAAAUUCGAAGCAUGACAGAUAAAUAUCUCAAUAAUUUAUUGGGCCUAUUGAAUGAAUCAACUUACGCACGCAUUUUGCAGUUCGCAAACAAAUUCGACUUGUUUGAGGCAAUCGAGAGAGUUUUUGAGUUCAUUUUCGACAAUUUAAAGUGUAUUAUUUUGAGAUCCGAAAUACUAUCACUGUCACCAGAUGGAAUGAUACGCUUGGUUGAAUCGGAGCUUGUUAAUGUUGACUGCGAGUUAGAUAUUUUCGAUUUGAUAGUAAGAUGGACUUCAGCUGACGAAUCAAGAAGGCAGUAUGCAGAACUACUGUUCAGUAAGGUGAAGUACAAUUUGAUGGCGGAGCCAGAAAAAAGGAAGGCUAGUAACGUACUUGAAAAGUUAAAAAUAAACGUUCAGACUGAAGACCAUGGUUUUCGUACAGUUGGCAAAAUAUUUGGUUUCGGAGCGCCAGAGAUCGAGGUUGAACAACCUUUCUCUUCGCUAUCAGUUUACGAUUUUGUCAAAACUUUAUCCAACAAAACUACCGUGUUCCCUUUCGAUGAUUUUAAAUAUAUCAAGAUUCGGAAGUGGAUUCCUCUCUUUGUAGGCCACAGGAUUUGUACAGCAAAUAAUCAGAUAUAUUUUGCUGGCGGAGUCUACAAAUGUGAUUCAACAACCAAGAGUUUGAAAGUAUAUGAUGUAAUCAGUUCGAAGUGGUCACAGCUAUCUAGUAUGCAUGUCGCAAGAGCUUUUUUCUACUUCGGUGAAAUGGGAGGACAUUUGUAUGCGGUUGCUGGUGUGACUCUUUUUGGUGAUCAUCGCACGUUCAUUCAGACAGCGGAGAGGUACAUUCCCGGAGAAGACAGAUGGUACACGAUAGCACCUUUGCCCAUUGCUGUCGCCUUCUUAUCAGGUACUGCAUGUAACGGUUUGUUGUAUGUUAGUGGGGGAUACAAAGAAGAUGGUAUUUCAGUCAACCUGGUGUAUAUGUACAACCCCGCAUGUAACCAGUGGUUUGAAAAAGCUCCGAUGUUGACAGCACGUAAUGAUCACUUCAUGACGGCGUUAAGAGACAAAAUUUUUGUUGUUGGAGGGAAACGUGUCCCAACCGUGGAAGUAGAAGAUAACUUAGAAAGUGUUAUGGACGCUGAGAUGUUUGAUUGCACAACUGAGCAGUGGACAUCCGUACUGACACUUAAGCAGUCUUUCUGGACUCCUCAAAAUGCCAUUAUCCUUAACGGCUCCCUAUUUUGUUUUACUCUCAAUUGGUUUAAACAUAACUAUUCGAUACAAGAAAUCAACUUGAAAAAGUAUCUGGAUGUCGACACAUCAUCAUCAAAUGCAACGAGUGAUGAAGAUGCAUGCAUCCUUUACAACUAUUCCACCCAAUCGGAUCUGAUAUGGGCAUGGGACCUCCAAGCAUUCUAUAUCACUAUUCCCACAAUUCCACUCAACCAGAUCUGAUUAUUCACGACCAGAGCUGUGUCGGAGAGUAUGCAGCAGUUUAGGCCGUAUACCCAGUGGUUUUUUACGUGACAAGUUGUUUUAUUGCUUGCUAGUUUAUUACUUACUAAUUAAUUGGUUUUAUUGAAUGAAUGUUUGUUUAUUUCUAUUCGAAUUAAAAGUAUUGUUAUAUAUUAAUAGUGGAGAAUUUACUAUAUAACUGAAUGUUUAAUCAUUUGGAUUAUUUUAAAUUUGAUAAGUUUUAUAACAUUAACCGUUUUAUUAUUUGGACAUUUUGAAUUAAAACAUUAACUCGGACAUUAUAAUAUUUCAUAAAGAUAUUGCCUGAUGAGCGCAUUCUAAGCGCUAAACGCUUAGCGAAGAUAAUAAAAGGGUUAUACUAACUGUAAUAAUAAUUGUGUUUGUCAAAAAAAUUUGUAUUGUC